Suillus bovinus is the source of this 1684-nucleotide messenger RNA. RefSeq lists its product as uncharacterized. The coding region runs from base 56 to 1660 and encodes 534 amino acids. Gene Ontology annotation, biological process: protein folding. Lineage: Eukaryota; Fungi; Basidiomycota; Agaricomycetes; Boletales; Suillaceae. The record is from RefSeq and is a predicted model, not a curated record. Gene Ontology annotation, molecular function: alpha-tubulin binding. The transcript is spliced from 9 exons.
GCUGUAUGUUGCUUGUGACUCGGAAGCACUUUCUACCAUCGGACUACUUUGACCGAUGCAUCAUGUGCUUCCUACGACAGGUUCAAGAAUAUACCAUCCAUCAGGUCAUUUCGGCACUGUCAAGUACGUUGGACCGCUUGAAGGCACCACUGGUCCUUGGCUUGGCGUUGAAUGGGACGACUCAACUCGCGGGAAACAUGAUGGCAUAAAGGAUGGGAGACGAUAUUUUGACUGUCGAGUCCCUCACAGCGGAUCCUUUAUUCGCCCAUCCUCUUCCGUUUGCUAUGGGUAUCCAUUUUUACAAGCAUUGAAAAACAAGUAUGUAGAAGCUGUGCAUGGCACUGCGUCGCAGGAGAAAAUCGUUCUGGGCUCUUCAAAUGGUUCCAUACAGGUGGAAGCUGUAGACCUGGACAAGAUCCGAGGCAAAUUCUCAAAUCUGGAGCGACUGCGCGAAGCGAGCCUCGAUAAUGAAAUGGUUUCUACCGGGAACAACCGCGGGGAAAUUCUGUCGACAUGCCCUAACAUCCGCGGCCUGGAUCUUUCUGCAACGCUUGUGUCCAGUUGGGACGUUGUGGCGAUGAUAACCACUGAACUGCAUCAACUCGAGCGGCUAGCGCUCAAUCGCAACCGGCUGACGCCGCCCACAUCUCACUUGCCUGCAUCGGCUUGGCUGCGACUCUCAGAGCUCCAGCUCAACGGGACCUGGGUUUCCUGGGAAGAGUUUACAAGCAUAGCCAUACGCAUGCCUCAGCUUCGCAUAGCAGAACUCGGAUACAAUGGGCUUACUUCCCUAUCACAUGCGAAGAUCUCUACAGUAUUGAGCCGUAUCGAGAUCCUCAAUUUCGAUAGCAACAAGCUGGAUGAUUGGCAACAUAUCAGCGAGGCACUGGAGCCGUGCACCUCGUUACGACGACUCGUACUUUCAUCUAACGGUAUCGAAACGAUUCCUUCUCGUGAAUCUCGUCCGUCACAUUUACAAGGACUCAAAAUCCUCUCUCUUUCCAAUAACAAACUCCAUAAUUCGCACGAUAUUGACCGAUUAUAUGAGUGGUGUCCCGAUCUCGAAACAUUGAGUCUCGCCAAAAAUCCACUGUCUGAGGCUAAUGACCUCUCUCGUUCCUCCAGGCAGCAAAUCAUAGCAAAGAUCCCGUCCUUGCGGGUCCUUGACGCAACUGCGAUCUCGACGAAGGAACGAUCAGAUAGUGAAUUGUUUUAUCUUUCUUUCGUUGCGAAGACUAUGCCUGGGCAUGAUGAAGACAAAAUGAAGGAACACCCGCAAUGGAAGAGGCUAUGCAUGAAACACGGUAGACCUGCCGAGUCAACAGCUGAUCGCGACGGUAGACUGAGUCAAUAUUUGAUCGAGGUGAAAGUUCACCAAUGCUCUGAGCCUCCUAGGGGCCUCUUCAUCCCGGAAAUGGAAGGGGGGCUCAUCGUAUCUACUUCGCUGCGCGUGCUUUCUACGAUGAAACUAGGGCUUUUCCGGCUCAGAUUGAUGAAAGCUCUGGGAGCAAGGAAAAAUCCGAGGAACCGUGAUAAUAUUUGUGUAUGGUUGAGAAUGGGCGAUGACACACUAGCUCUUCUGGGGAACGAUGAUCAAGAAUUAGGAUGGUGGGGAAUAGAGAAUAAUUCACAUAUUGUCGUACACAUCGCGGCAAACUGAACCUUGAUUACACUUAUAUUUAUA